AAAGUUAAAGUUGCGUUGUACAAUACAGUUGAUAAUGUUUAAUCUGUAAGCGGUUUACUGUAGCUCACUCUGACACAGUGCGCGGCUUAUGCCCCAUAUUUAUCAUCAUGGCGAGUGUUUCAGUCGUGCCCGCAUCUGAGGCGAGCGCUCCAUCUCUCAAGGUCUCUGCUAAUGACUGCUCCACCAAUGGCAUUACAGAGUGCAUCUCCAGCUUUAAGGCAGCAGAUGCAGUGAUUGAGCUGGCUCCAACCCUUAAGCCCAAGCCUGACCCCAGUGACUUGGUGUUUGGGACAGUCUUCACUGACCACAUGCUGACCAUUGAGUGGACCAGUACUGGUGGCUGGCAGAAACCUCACAUCUGUCCCUUUCACAACCUGUCUAUCCACCCAGCUGGCUCUGCCCUGCACUACGCUGUACAGCUGUUUGAAGGGAUGAAGGCGUACCGGGGGCCAGACAAUGUGCUGCGUCUCUUCCGACCCAUGCUGAACAUGAAAAGAAUGCUGAAGUCUGCGGAGAGAGCCUGUCUUCCAAGCUUUGAUGCAGUCGAGCUGUUGGAGUGCAUCAGGAAGUUAGUGGUGGUGGAUCAGGAGUGGGUGCCUCAGUCAGACUCUGCCAGCCUCUACAUCCGCCCUACCUUCCUGGGCACUGAGCCUUCCCUGGGUGUCAAGAAGCCUUCUUCGGCUCUGCUCUAUGUCAUUCUGAGCCCAGUCGGGUCUUACUUCAGCACCGGUUACAAGCCUGUGUCCCUGUGGGCUGACCCCAAGUAUGUUCGAGCCUGGAAAGGAGGAACUGGAGACUGCAAGAUGGGAGGGAACUAUGGAGCAUCAAUCUAUGCUCAGUAUGAGGCUAUUGAUUACGGGUGCCAGCAGGUUCUCUGGCUGUACGGAGAGGACCAUCAAAUCACAGAGGCUGGCACCAUGAACCUGUUCCUCUACUGGAUCAAUGAAAAUGGAGAGGAGGAACUGGCUACCCCGCCCCUUGAUGGUAUCAUUCUUCCUGGAGUCAUACGCCAAAGUAUCCUGGAACUCACCCGGAAAUGGGGGAUGUUUAAGGUGUCCGAGCGCUACUUGACCAUGGUAGACCUGUGCUGUGCUCUGAAGGAGAACAGGGUGAAGGAAAUGUUUGGUUCUGGUACGGCAUGUGUGGUGUGCUCAGUGAGCCAGGUGCUGUACAAGGGGCAGAAUCUGGAUAUUCCCUGUCUGGGGGACUGCCCUCCAUUAGCCUCCAGACUGCUGAAGGAACUCUCAGACAUCCAGUAUGGCCGGACUCCCUGCGACUGGGUCUGCUUGGUCUAGAUGCCUCCAGGAUGAAGGAACCUGGGGUAGAGUGUGCAUGUUCAUAUUGUGAACUCAUUGCACUUUACCUUGAAAUGAAGUCCCAUCUCCCCUCUGCCAGCACAUGCAGAUAGAAUUGAAAGCUUUCUUUCUAUAGUUAUUCAGUCGCAAUAAUGUAAGUAAAAUAUACAAUUUGCAAUAAAAUGAGGAUACGAUUAGAUAGUGAUGUGAUUCCAGGCAUUAUAGUCAAGCAUUCUCACCCACAGAUAUUCAACUUGACUCAGAGCUAAUUGCAUUAAUUUACAGGUAAUCGUUCUAGUAGAUAAUCACCCUCACUCUCACCGGAUGAGAAUAUUUACUAGCAAGGAAUGUUCACUCACAGAUAAGCACAUUUGCUCAAAGAUAAGCAUGUGUACAAAUAAUUGCAUAACUGAGAUAAGAUCGCAGGUAAUCACUCUAACUCUCGGAUUUAUUCGGAUCUAUAGAAAAGACCAGUUUUUGUUUCAGGUUCAGGAAGCAGCAGGAGUCUCGCUGAGUCACAGCCUGUAUGAACAUGCAUGCAUAUGCAUGUGUGUCUGCCUGUGUGUAUGCAAGAGUGCAUGUGGCUGUACUUGUAAGUGUCUGUGCAUUCAGAUGUGCACAGUGUGUAGGUGUGUGUGGCCACGUGCAAGUUUGUGCAUGUGUGCUUGUUCGAAUGCACGUGUGUGUGUGUGUGUGUGUGUGUGCAUGCAUGUCUGUGCAUGUUUGUGUGUGCACGCGUGCACGUGUUUGCAUGCAUGUGCACAGGUAGGUGUCCUAAAAUCAUAAAAGUGAGAGAGACUGAUCAUCAUCUGAUGUGAUUCAUGCUGGCCAAUUUUAGCACAAACAGUCUGAUGUUAUUAUAUAUGAAGAAUCUAAUUUUAUUGUCAAAGGAUUAUUUGAAAGAAAAACCAAUGGUGUAUGUGUAUGUGUAAUCCUAUUUUCCCCUGAAUGCUUUUCACAACCAAUAGACAAGGGUGAUUUCUAAAAUAUAUAUUGAUUUAGGAAGAUAUAUAAUAGAAAUUUAGUGUGUUGUCAUGGUAUUUUAAUAGAGAUGAUUGUGUUUUUGUAAUAUUAUUUCUUAUAUAUCCUAUAUUAGACCUGUGUGGCCUUGAAUCACAUGCAGCAAGUAGAAUCCUUGGCACAGUUUCCUGUAGAGAUUUAUAUUUAUAGAGCUGAUGAUGUAUUUUUGGGAACCGUUGAGAGUACUAUAGCAAUAUUUUGCUGUGUGUGUUUAUACAAAUAAUAAAUCUAUUUAAAUUAACAUUUAUAAUGCAAACAUCCAAAUAACAAAGUUGUGUUUCCAAUAGAGAUCUAAAUAUAUAUUGCUGAGAAUAUAUUUUAUGUGAACAGAACUAGCAGUAGACCAAUUGUCUCACAUGUAUGUGCAAAUAAAUCUAUUUAAAACUC
This is a messenger RNA of Anguilla rostrata (American eel), 2702 nucleotides long. RefSeq names its product branched chain amino-acid transaminase 1, cytosolic (gene bcat1). Gene Ontology annotation, biological process: L-valine biosynthetic process; L-leucine biosynthetic process. The record is from RefSeq and is a predicted model, not a curated record. Gene Ontology annotation, molecular function: branched-chain-amino-acid:2-oxoglutarate transaminase activity. Gene Ontology annotation, cellular component: mitochondrion. The coding region runs from base 108 to 1295 and encodes 395 amino acids. Lineage: Eukaryota; Metazoa; Chordata; Actinopteri; Anguilliformes; Anguillidae. The transcript is spliced from 11 exons.